Molecule: messenger RNA, 1632 nt
Organism: Sorex araneus (European shrew)
Lineage: Eukaryota; Metazoa; Chordata; Mammalia; Eulipotyphla; Soricidae
Gene: BNIP5
Product: BCL2 interacting protein 5
Exons: 9
Coding region: 1-1632 (543 amino acids)
Source: RefSeq, a predicted model, not a curated record
AUGGAGCGUCUGUGGGACCCAGGGAAGCCUCCGCCAGGUGGGAGAACCAGCUCCCUGGACAGGUUGCAGCAGCCCAGGAUGGACACAGAAUCGGGGGACGCCCGGUGCCUGUCCCUGCCCACCACCCCCUGCGGGAGCCUGCCAGCCGGAAGCCGGGAGGGCCCAGCUCGGUCGGUGGACACUGGGGGGAGCACCGCCAUGACGGACCGGGAGGAGUCUUGCAAGGAGCAGUUUCCUGGUGCACAGGAGAGCAAGAAGGACAAGGCCCAGAAGAGCUGGCUGAGGAACCUGCUGAGCUUUGUCCUGAGGCCGGAGGAGCCCAAAGAAAAGGCCGGCAAAAAAGUCAAGGGCAGGGAAGGCCUCCCCUCGCCCGCGGAGAGCCCCGAGGACCCAGAGCUGCCGGUGCCCGGGAGGAAGGCCCCGGACAAGAAGGGGGGCCAUGGAAGACCAGAGGCCAGGGAGGCCCUGGGAGCCCGGGAGCAGGAUGCCAGAGGCCGCGAGGCAGGACCCCCCGGGAAGGCCAGCACCCCCCACUCCGAGGAGGUGCCCCGGGGUCCAGCGCGCAGGGGCAGGGAAAGGUCCGGUUACCAUCACUCCAUGCUCAACCAGAGCCGCCGCCGCCAGCCGGAGGAGGAGCUCAGAAAGCCCGACAAGGAGGCCGUCAUCCAGAUGAUCGUGAGGUUCCUCCAAAGGGUGGGAGACCAGUAUGAGAUAGAGCAACUUCAAGCUCCUCUGCCGGAGGUGUUUGAGCCAAACCCGGCCCCGGCCUCCAAGAAGAGACCACCAGAGAAGAAGACGAGCCUCAAGAGGGUCUUUUCCCUGAAGAAACAAGGUUCUGAGGAGCCCAAGAGAGCAGGGGCCGCGGGGGCCGCCAGCCUGGAGUCCCGGCCACCCCGGAGACCCACCUUCUUGGCCCUGUGUGUUGGGGGCCAGCGGCCCUCCACCCCCAGCAGCUCGGAGGAGGCCGUCAUCCAGAUGAUCGUGAAGUUCCUCCAAAGGGUGGGAGACCAGUAUGAGAUAGAGCAACUUCAAGCUCCUCUGCCGGAGGUGUUUGAGCCAAACCCGGCCCCGGCCUCCAAGAAGAGACCACCAGAGAAGAAGACAAGCCUCAAGAGGGUCUUUUCCCUGAAGAAACAAGGUUCUGAGGAGCCCAAGAGAGCAGGGGCCUCGGGGGCCGCCAGCCCGGAGUCCCGGCCACCCCGGAGACCCACCUUCUUGGCCCUGUGUGUUGGGGGCCAGCGGCCCUCCACCCCCAGCAUCUCUGAGUUGCUGAUUAUCCAGAAGCUGGAGGCUUUUCUCCAAGAAGUGGGAGAACAGUUGGGAGAACAGAUAAGGCGACAUCCCUGUCUCAAGAAGUGUUUCCAAGAGCUCUUAGACUCCUGCCAGGAGAAGCUGGUGGUGGCCCUGCGCAGCCAGGAGGGCCACCUCUCGCACCCCAGCAGGAACCCGGCCAAGGGGCCCUACCAGUUUCCCUUCGACCUGCCGAACAAAUUUGCCGGCAACAGCCACAACGUCAUCAGCCUCCUGGACCUCCUGGGGCACUACCGCCGGCGCCGCAGUAGCCAAUACUCCUACGAGGUGGCCCAGCAGAAUGUCACAAGUCCCGACAUCCAGAUUGAGAGUCCAGACUGA